UUCCCGCGGGUGGGCGGUCGGUUCCGUUCGCGGGGCGCGCUCGCCCCGGUGGGCUUCCUCGAAGGCGGCGCCCGUGGGCUUUCCACGGGAGUAGUGCCCCUCUGCCCUGCCCGCAGCGCGCACGAGUGGAGGAGGGACUUCCGGGUGUGCCUGUGAGCGGAAGCAGCAAUUAGCCUAAUGAGGCGUUUUAUCACAGGGAAGCCUCGCUGCUUUGCGGCUUCUGUUAACUAAAUAGAUGUUUAGGACCGCUGUUUGGUUAUUUUUUUUUUUUUUUGUUGGUUGUUUUUCUUUCUAACUUCUGUCGGUGCUUGAGCGGUGGAGCAUCUGUGGAACCAACUUCACAGGUUGUCUCAAAAUCUGUGGAUCAAAAGUCUUAAUUUUAUGCAACGCGGGUAUUUGAAACGGUUUAUGGAAAACCGUGGUGUGCAUGGGCGUGGUGUGCAUGCAAAAUCAGAACUAAAAUGUUCGUGGAAUGCAAAAUUACAUGAAACAUUCAUGUGAGACCCCAACCAUGGAUACACUUCUGAAAAAAUAAAAGCGUUUAUCAGUAAUGUAAACAAGUGUAACCCGUGCAAUGCAAAUCAUUAAAACCAUUUGAAUAUGAUUGCCUUGUGCUUGAGAGCAAGUAGUGGGAAGUGCUUUUUGUCCUGAUUUGUAAAUUGAAUAAAAGGUGUUUGACUUUUGCUGAAAUGGCUCAUAGUUCCAUACAGUCAAAAUUAUGAACAACUGAUUUUCAACUGAUACUUAAGAUCUGACAGGUAAACCAUUGGGCGGAAUUGGUUGUUUGCCAUAACAGCUUUCUAUCGUCAAAAAUAUUUGUUUGAACCCCUAAAAGUUUUAAUGGCUUAUAAUGAAUUACUUGUAAAGACUCACUCUUGGGAUCCCCAAUUCAAUCUAUAUUCCAGAAGUCAUAGUGCUCUUCUGAAUAAAUUUUCAGUUUAAUUUUGAAUAAGAGAAGGGGAUUUUUUUAGAGCAAUAUUUGGACAAACUGUGUAAUAAAUAUGCUAUAUUAUAAGCUGUAAUAAGACUUGUAGUUUUAAUAGUUCAUUUCUUGAAAGUUUCAUAAAAGCCACCACCAACCACUCCCCCCUCCCCCCAAAUUAUAGCAAAUCUUAAGAUGUGAUGAAGAGCACGCAAAGUUUUAUGUUUUGCCCCUGGAAAUCCCUUGAUUUGGAUUAAGGUUUGUUGAGCGCUGGUAGAGCUGGCUUGUGUUUAAACCCUUCAGUCCUUCCGCUGAAACCUGUAGCGCUGUCUUAUUUUUUUUUUUUUCAGUUCUGUCCCCUUGCUGAAUUUUGCAGGCUGUGGGUAAUCUGCUGUGGACUGUUCUGUGCAUCUGUGUGAAAUGUCUUUUCAGUCGUACGGUGCAGUACAAACGCAGUUGUACUUCCUCCUAGAGUAGCUGGGCUCAGCGUGCGACUCUUCCGCUUGCAUACCCCUGGGGCUGAUGAGUCCUGUGGGAUUUGAGUAGGCUCCUUGUAGAUGCUCAAGUCAUCCAGAAUGAGCUUGGGUCCUGCUGGGUUCAAUUUCUGGCUAAUACUGGUCCCCGAGGGAGUCAAGGGCUAUGUGAGUCACAGUGCUCUUGGAAGGUUCUGAGUUUGAAUGAUAUAAUCUCUUCUUUUCUAACUAGUCCUGGGUAAUGGGCUUGAUGGUGUGUUAAUGAAGCAUCACAACAGUUACUUAAACCACAGUAGCUAAAGUUAGUGAUCUAAAUUUGGUUUGAUUUGACAUUUUAGGUGAGAUGCGGGUUGAUAAGUUGAUGCUUUUUAUCUUUAGCUAUGUAAUCAGAGACCUUAAUGCUUUUCUCUGUGUUAGUAACUCUUGAAUGGUGCCUAUGUUGUGUUGGAUUAUAUGACCAUUUUAAUGGGUAUGUGACUUAUAGCCAAGAAAAGAGCGAAAUUGUUGACAGAGAUCUAUAAUUCAGGACCCCUGAAGGUUUCUGAUUUAGUUGCACUAAAAGAAGUGUAAUUUUUUUUUUUACCUGAGAUUUCUGUUAAGUUGCACUCGGAUAGAAAUUGUAAUUUAAGGAGAUAAAGUAGCAUUAUUUUGUUGACCAUAACUACUCGUAGUAAGCUUGAUUAAUCAGUUUUAAUUUAUAACAGAUGAAACAAUAAACAAGAGUAACAUCCAUUCUAAUCAACUGACUGUUUUUCUUUCCAGGAAUCAAAUCUUUCAAAGCUGUUAACACCUAGAGAUAUUGAUAGGAGGCUAUAUGCAUUUCUGCCCUCUCCCUCCAAAGGCUGGAUUAGCUUUGAUGCUGCCGACGUACUCAUAAAUCCAGUUAGGUCUCUCUCAGAAGGCACAGAUAAGAGUCCAGGGAAUGGAACCAUCCAUGUAAUAAGCAGUUGAGAGAUCCAGGUAUGACGACUUGGAGGGCUUGUAAGCUUAUCAGAAACAAAACAAAAUAGGUGAGAGUAAAAUCUGGUGUGGCCAAGUUGAACUCACAUUCUUCUAGGCAGUUUCUCAGUGUGCCUGUCCUCCUAGCUGCUAUCUUUGGCACCCUGUGUUCUUGUUCUUUAUAUUCUGAGAAUUAGUACAUCAUAUGCUCUCAUUUCAUUUUCAGGAAUGAAGCAGUUGUUACUGCUUUCUCAGCUAAUAUUGGAUUAUCAACUUCUAAUGAGUUUACUCAUUAAAGAAUCAAAAUAAUUCUUUAUCUGUGCUUGUCAACUCUGAUAACUGCUCAAAUAGAAGUUGGUAAACAAACCUUUAAAAAUACUUCCCACCCAAAUAUCCCAAAACCUGAAGGUCUUUAUAAAGGUCUCUUCCACAGUUACUAAUGACAGCUUACUAGAUAAAAGUAAAAAAACCCUAAGAAUUAUUGAAUAUCUAAGGCAGAUGAUAUGAAGGGACAGAUUUCCAUAAGCCUUUCAUAAUUUCCCUACUAGAAGCAGCUCUAUGAGCAAGAGACUAAUGAAGGCCAACUUCCUAGGAAUGCCUCUGGAGAUCUGGUUUCUGUGUAGACUACCUGCUGUCCAAAAAGAGUUACAUUACAGCCUUUUUCUCUGUGGAUCUUCUAGUAGAGUUUCUAGCUGCCUGCUUUCAUGCAGUCACUGUAAAUGUCUGGUCUAAUUUACUGUCAGAUUUUACUGGAUGUAUUUGCAUGCAUGUGGAAGGCACACUUGUGCACCAUCCUUCCUCCAGCUCCAUACCAGUUUCAUAUUUAACUUGAUUGCAUAUGCCUAGUUUUCUUAGGAACAUAAACUAAAGUGGUGCUGAUUUGAUGUAAAGAGAAAAAUCUUUUCAGUGGGAGCACAGUCCAUCACUGGAAACUGUUGCCCAGAGAGGCUGUCAGACCUCUGUGGAGAUUUGCAAGUCCUGACUGGCUGGUAUGCCGAGUGCCCUGGUUGUAAUUUGUUGUUGAGCCUGCUUUGAAUAGGAGGCUGGACUGGGUGUACUCCUGGGGUCCCUUCCAAGGUGAAUGAGUGGUGUUCCGAGAGGUAGACUGAAAGGAAGGCAAAGAGGAACUUUCUAUUUUGUGGUGACGUUUCACUGUUAAGAGGUGAAAUGUUAGUAUUUCCACUUUUUUUUAAUUCAGAGGAAUUAUAGUUGAGCAUACUUACUUGACAAGCUAGUAAUAUUUGUCUUUGAUUAGUAAGAUAUUGUCCAGACUUACCUUGUUUAGACUAGUAGUAAAAUAGUACAGUAAUACUGGAAGGACAGAAUUGCUUUUGUGAGCUUUGUUGAAAAGCUGUAUGUUACAUGACUACAAAUGUUGUAGAAAUGGAGGGAGCCUUUGGUGUUACACAAAACUGCAGUUUGCUGUGUUGCUACAGAGGUGUUACCUAAGUGAACACUAAAUGCAGGAAUAGAUUGAUGGAUAAAAUGCCUGAGCAAGGGUUGAAAGACCUUUUUAGAACCUUUUCGACCUUUUUAGUUUGGGACAUCUGCUGCUAGAAUUACUCCUUUAUUUUGCUAUUAACUUGCCUUGGUUCUGUUUAUGAAAAGAUUCUGUCUGAAAAGGCAAUGGAUUAUCAUUUUUUUGGAAACUACAAUUAAAAGUAGUUUAAGAUAAAUUUGUCUUUUAGCUAACCAAUGUGGUAGAAGGAUCAAGGCUCCUGGGCUAGAGAAACUUGGGCUUAAUUUUACUGUAGUGCUUUCAUGUUGAAUUUGCUGGUUAAGAAUGGGAUGCGUACCAACAAAAGAUUGACUGUAGUUAUGCCUGGAAACAAAAUACAAGCUAAGGCUUGAAGAGUAUCCAAAAUGCAAGAGAAAUAAAUUAGUAGUAAGAGUAUGGAUAAUAAACUGUGUAGUAAUGAGGGAAUUAAACUGAGGGCUUGAGGGAAUAAGCUUAGAAGGUUGAAAUUUUGUAACCUUUAUGAUGGGGAGUUGCUGGCCUAAUGGAUAGGGAGAAUGUUAGAUGAGUAACUUAAUCUUACUCCCAAGCAAUUUGUUUAAAUACCAGCUGAAUAACUUUGCACAUGAAACAGAAAUAUACAUGUUUUUGGAUUGAAGAUGAACUACCUGAAAGCUGGAAAAUUAAGUUAUUUGUAUUCAAAUUUUUUUGUGUGGGGGAGUUUUUUUGCGUUUUUUUUUUUCUUCUGGGAUUAACAGCUUCCAUUUCAGAAAGAUGGCUGGUUAAGAAAGCUGAGAUACGUGGCUGUAACAUACUAUAUCACUUUUGCAAACUAAUCUUUUUUUUUUUUGUGAGAUAGACAUGCCUCAAGAUAUGUCUGCUUCACCUUCUUCAGUAGCAUCAGUGUGUCAGUUAAAGGACUGAGAUGGAGGAGCUGUUUCCAGUGGAGCAUAACAUAUUGAACCAUCUCUCCUGGCUGAUCUGAGUAUGGUGACAUCCUGUCAGCUCUGUUACCUGCAGUGGACCAUGGGGUUGGUGCAUAUAGCCUGCUAUCGUAGAGGGACUGUUUGUAAAGCUUUAACCAGAGACUGUACAAAUUCCCGGUUGACUUCCCUUUCUAAAGAGGAUUUUACGUCUUAGUUUUACUCCUUAAAUUUUGAUAGAAUGCCAGACUAGUUACUCUGAUUUAUUCCAUUCUGUAUAGGUUCUCGUUCCAUACCCACUCCAAUGGUAUCAGAAUGUCUUCCAGACUUCUUACCGAUAAAAGGUAUUAGAAAACAAGACUAGCAUCUGUCAAAUGGGGCUCCCUCUCCAUUUCUCUCUACAAACCUUUCCUUUGGGGGGAGAAGAGGAGGAGAAUAGCAUGAAAAGUGCAAAAUGUUUCAAAUUCCUGUUCAAAAUCUUGAUAAUAUCAGGAAGGCUCGAAAAAAGGUGAAGGGCAUUCUUGUGGAUCUUGGGCUUGACAGCUGCAGGGAAUUGUUGAAGAACCUUCAGAGUUUUGACCCAGGUGAAAAACACUUUUGUAAUACUUCAUGGAGUGAUGUCUCUCCUUGGGAGUCUGUGGGCAAAAGGAAGAGAUACAGAACAAAACCGUACUGCUGUAGCUUAUGCAAGUUCUCGUCAAAAUUGCUUACUUCAUUCAAGAAUCACUUGCACCGUUACCAUGAGGAUGAAAUGGACCAAGAGCUGGUGGUUCCUUGCCCAAAAUGUGCAUUUGCUUCUGAUCCCAAAAUAGUGGGAAAACAUAUCCGGAUGUUUCAUUCAUCUAAUAAAAGAAUACAGAACUAUACAGUCAGCAUUUUGGAUGGCAUGAAACAAUUCAGGAGUGACAUCAUAAACUUUACAUGUCUAAAAUGUCAAUUUACAGACACAUUGUAUUACAAUAUGAAGAAACAUGUGCUGAUGAACCAUUUUCAAAACUUAAUAGGUAUAUAUUUUGGCCAGAAACCUGAUGAAAGGAAAGAGAAUUCUGUUGAGCACUACUGUAAAAAAUGUAAUGCUUCUGCAAACAGCCAAGAUUCUUUAAUGUAUCAUGUCUUGACAUCUGAAUCACACAGAGACCUGGAGAACAAGCUUCGGUCGGUGAUUUCAGAACAUAUUAAGAAACCAGGACUCGUGAAACAAAUGCAUAUUGCUCCAAAGCCUGCCCAAGGUGUGCCGGUGGCUGUUCCAUCUGCAGGGCCUGCCGCUGCCCCAGCAGGUUCCGUCACAGCUCCGUCAUGCAUCCAGCUUACAUUUCCACAGAAUAAUCAAAACCAGAGUGUGGUGCAGCCAAAAGCGGUUCAAAACGCUGUCAGACCGGUGACUGUUCCAAGUGCCUCUGGUAGCCUUCCACACACAACUGCUGCUCCAGUUGUAACCCCAUCGCAUGUUACUAUUGUAUCCAGUAAUCUUACUGUAGCUCAGAAUAGCGUUAAUAUUCAGCCAUCACCUUCCCAGCCUAUCCUUGUUUCCCGUAGGCUCCCCCUCAGUCAGCCUGUGAGGCCUGGAGCUAUUCCUCUUAAUCCUCCUGUCGGGACUGUAAAUAGAACGGUGGCCCCUGCAGUUCUUCCUCUUAAUCAACCUGUCACGCCUGGGCUCUUUCCUAUUAAUCAACCCAUUGGUACUAUAAAUGGUCCAGUUGCAGCUGGAACGCUACCUGUUACUCAACCCGUCAGCCCGGUCACCCAGCCGGUGGCACCGGGGGUGCUCCCCGUCACCCAGCCGCUCGGGAAUGUGAGUAGACCCAUCGGUCCCAGGGUCCUUCCCGUGACGCAGACGGUUGCCUCGGGUGUUCUCCAGCUUAACCAGCCUGUUGCUUCUGGGCUUGUUCCCGUCAGACAGCCGGUCAGACCUGGGUUCCUUCAGCUUAAUCAACCUGUUGCCCCAGCAGUUAUCCCAGUAAAUCAGCCGGUUCAACCCGCAGUUUCUCAAAGCGCGACUUUCUUGACUGCGGGCUCUAUACUUAGGCAGUUGAUUCCAACGGGGAAGCAGGUUAACGGCAUACCUACGUACACGCUUGCCCCGGUUUCAGUUGCUUUGCCUGUACCUCCCGGUGGUGGAGUAGCGACUGUGGCUCCACCGCAAGUGCCCAUCCAGCUCAUGCAGCCUGGGCCAGUAACUCAGCUGUCCCACUCGCCGGCUGGCGCGCCGUCUCCUCCAGUGGUUUUAACGUCUCAGAAUAUAUCGUUAAAAGCAUCCCCACCUGGUCCUGAAACAAGUCAGGCUAGCAGGCAGGCGAAGCAGUGGAAGACUUGCCCGGUUUGCAAUGAGCUUUUCCCCUCAAACGUCUACCAGGUGCACAUGGAGGUGGCCCACAAACACGGUGAAGUAAAAACGGAGGAAACCCCGGAACCUGACAAGCUGGCAGCCUGCGCGCCCUUUCUGAGAUGGAUGACCGAAAAGACAGUCCGGUGCUUCUCCUGUAAAUGUUUUCUCUGUGAGGAAGAGCUCAUGAAGCAUCUCUUGAUGCACGGCUUAGCUUGCUUGUUUUGCACAGUUACUUUUCAUGACUUAAAAAGCCUCAUGGAGCACAAUAAAACCACACACAAUGGGAAAAAGCAGUUGCACGCGGAUUAUAGCAACAGAGGAUUUCAACUCGGGAACGACGCUCAGGGUGACCUUGUAUUUCCACACUUUGAUUUCAGUACGGUGUUACCAAAAGAAGACAUUGGUGAAAGAGAAGUGCAUUUGGCAGUGCUCGCGGGACUGAACUCAAGGACACUUGUCCCUGUUUACAUCAAAGUGAAACCUCAGACAGCAGAAGUGAACAACCGAUGCAGCAACAAAGUGUUAACCUGUCCCUUUUGCUUUGGUACGUUUGUUAGUGAAGAAACCUAUGAAAUGCAUUUGAAAGAGCGGCAUCAUAUAAUGCCAACUGUACAUACAAUUUUAAAGUCUCCUGCUUUCAAGUGCAUCCACUGUUGUGGUGUGUACACUGGAAAUAUGACUCUAACAGCUAUUGCUGUACACUUGCUCCGUUGUAGAAGUGCUCCCAAAGACAGCAACUCGAGUGUGAAGAUGCAGCUUGAGCGUACUGAGAAGAAAGAGCUACUGUUUGUGAAUGGUGAAAAGCACGAUUCUGUGAUUCUGAAAAGAAAACAGGCAGAUUCCUGCUUUGUUGCAGAAGACCAAAGGAAAAAGGAACAGCAGCCUCUGAGCUUAAGUACUGGCAUAGCGCUCCCUCCAGAGAAAGAAGUGAAUUCAGGGGUAGUGCCUUUCAAGAGACAAAAGGUUAAUACUAGGACUGAGAUGAAGAAGCUUCCUUCUAGUGAGGAUCUUCGCAUUCUAGCAGUAGAUCCGAAGCAGUAUGAUUACAAUUCGUAUGAGGCUCAAAACCAGUUUUUGACAGACUACUUUCAUGAGAGGCCAUAUCCUUCUAAAAAAGAGAUGGAAUUACUUUCCUCGCUGCUAUACGCGUGGAAAAUUGAUGUUGCAUCCUUCUUUGGAAAAAGGAGGAAUAUAUGUUUAGAGGCGAUAAAUAAUGACAAACCUUCUGUGCUGCUGGGUUUCAGUAUGUCCGAACUAAAAAAUGUUAAGCACAGUUUGAAUAUAAAAGAUGAACCAUUAGAUAUGUAAACAAGCUUUUUAUAACAGCUAAAAGCAAUCCAUAAUUGCAUACUUAUUGAUUUAGCAGUUUAUUGUAUUUGUUUUAACUUGCAGACUGGCCUGUUGAAGGGUGCAGUAGUACAAAAAGUCUUGUUCAGCUGUGACUUAUUGUGAAAGGCACACAUAGUUGUGUAUUUGAAAAAGCUAAAACCUUCAGACUACACAUCUGGAAUUUGUUUUAGCUUUUUACUUUUUCUGGAGUAGUGUUUUUUUUUCCCUUUUUUUUUUUUUUUUUUGUUCUGUUUCCUUUUCUUCCUCUCCAGGCUCCUAUUACACUUUUUAUACCACCAUGUAAAACAUUUGUCCUGUUAAAAACAAAUUUUAUUUUAUUUUUCUGCAAUGUCAUCAUCUUUUCUAAACAAUAAAAUGUAUAAUGUUGGUUAAAAUACUGAGGUAAGCUACGUGAAAAACAUCUAUUUGAUUAUUUGUGGUUUUAAGUCCUAAUUUUUUUUAACCUAGUUUUGUUUUAUCUACUGAAGAAGCGGUUGUAGCCUUUACAUCCGUUGCCCCUUCAAAUUCCCAAUGCACUGGUAGCAAUAAAAUACAUGGCAAUCUUUUUUUUUUUUUUUUUUUCCCCCCCCCCCCUCAGUCAAGAUACCUAUGCCAGUUAAGUCUGGUGACUUUCAGUAUCUAACUAGUAUUAACAUGCUGGGGAUUGAGGGACUUGGGGGUGCCUGUUGAAGUGUUACAAUUAACUGACUUGAAAUGGUUGUGGUGUUAUCUGUUAAAUAGAUCUUGUUAAGCAGAAGCUUUACUCUUUUUGUUGGUGUUGAAGCCUGGUUUAAAUACUUACUGUUCAAAGCUUGGUAGCAGCAUUUGGUUUCUUUUUCAAAAAGCAAAACUGCUUUGGAGAGUGUCAGAUUGCUUUGAUACGUGGAGUAUGACUUCUGUGCACAUCACUUACCUGUAGAAGCCCUGUCCAAAUAUCACUGAAGUGUGGUGAAAAAAUCUGAUUUUUAUUUUAAAUUGCUGUCGCAUGGGGCAGUAACUGAGCAGUGCCUCCUUCCCAGCAAAUCAGAUACAUGGAUUUGAAGUCCUUUCGGUCAGAAAUUUGUAGAAACUGAAACUGGGCGAAUUGGUAGCAUUAAGACUUUGAACUGUAGAGUACCUGAAGCAGUGAUACUUAGGUAGCAAUUGUUUCUUUGUUUUUUUAUUGUCCUAUAGGGAGCAUAAGUACAGUAUGACAGCCAAAUAAGCCAUCUUGGUCAAUAUGAACUAUCCCUUUUGCAGGCUACAGAAAAGCUGCUGGGAAGGUUUACUUGAGUUGAGGAGCAAACCCUGUAGUACAGGUGGCCACACUGAGGCCUCGUGUAGUACUCUCGUUCUGGAUAUGCUUGGUUUCAUCUGGCUUGUCAAACAGUGCCUCUAAUAUCAGUUAAUUGCCAGUUAUAUAAUAAAAAACCCUAUAAUAUGCAUUACUUGUUUUUCUUCCUCUAUAUCCAUCUCUCCUCACCCUUCUUUCCCAGAAGGAAAAAAAAAAGAGCAGGCUCUUCUGUAAGUUCACCUGUGCCAGUGUUACAAGAAAAAGGUGAUAUGCCCAAGCUUAUUUCUGUUUUUUUUUUUUUUGUUAAGUAGUAAGCAUACUUUUGCCCUGUGCGAUAGUUUUGAAAGCAGGUACAGAAUUCUCUUUUUUUUUUGUCCUGUUUCUAAAAGGGCAUGACCUUUUUAGCAGAAUUUGAUAACUGUCCACCUGAGAUUCUAAGAAGCUGUUAGAGAUUCUAUUUUGGAUACAAUCUCGAUAUUUUUAUAUUGAUCACUUCAAAGAAUUUUAAUGUAUGUUUAACAUACAGUUACUUUAAACUAAGAGGAUCUGCUGUUUGGAAAAAUCUAGUAAUUUAAUAGCAGUGUUGAACAAACAUAGGCACCAUUUAUGGGAUUGUCUGCACGCCCCACCCCAGAGAGUGACAGUGAGGAAGAAGCAGUGUGUUCUUGUAGCCUAAUAAUAGCUCGUUAAAAAUAAAAAUAAAAAAUUGUAUUUGGGCCUAGCAUAGUUUAUGAACCAUUUUGAAGGUCUCUGCGUGAGGAAGAGGGAUGGUCUGUAGAAGCUGUGAAAUCUAGGCACUCUUAAAACCUCAAUCCUGUGAGCCCUGCCAGCUUUGGGGUAGUUCUGCUGGUAUUGGUGAAACCCCAGCCCGGAGGAAUUCAGCAGCAUGCACCUGGGGAUGGUUAAAGACUGUUCUUGAGAUAACUCUGUGGCUUGGAGUGGGGAGCUGGGAAGUCAUUUCGGGGUACACCCAUGCUUGGGGCACUGAGGGAGCAGUCCAGUCUUACCAGAGUUUUCCUGCAUAGUGUCCAGUUAAGCAUUUUAUUUAUUGGACUUUGAUUUCACAGUUCCAAAUAAAUGAGUGUUUUUAACUUUU
Tyto alba (common barn owl) is the source of this 10737-nucleotide messenger RNA. RefSeq names its product ADNP homeobox 2 (gene ADNP2). The record is from RefSeq and is a predicted model, not a curated record. Gene Ontology annotation, biological process: regulation of gene expression. Gene Ontology annotation, molecular function: DNA binding. The transcript has 4 exons. NCBI's taxonomy places the organism in Eukaryota, Metazoa, Chordata, Aves, Strigiformes, Tytonidae. The coding region runs from base 5168 to 8347 and encodes 1059 amino acids. Gene Ontology annotation, cellular component: nucleus.